AUGGAGGGCCUCCUAGUUGGCGUUGCUAGAACGGAAGUCUUCCGGGUAAACCCAUCCUCAUUCGAGGAAACUGUUGUAGUGGCAUGGAAUGCCGAGGCUAACUUGAAGGCCGCAAGGCCUGCCACUUAUAACUACUCGUCUGAUGGGUCUGUAUCCAUGGACUGUAGUCAAGUGGAGGAUGAAGAAGCCGAGCUUCACGCUGCAGAGCAGCAAAUUGUGCGCAGAUGUUAUAUCUGCAAGAGUACAGGCCAUCUGAUGGCAAAAUGCCCUGCAAGAAAGGCAUAUUUGGCCUCGAAGGGCCGACGCCCCAUGGGUAAACCUUUGGUUUGCCGGGGGAAACGGCGGAACCCAGUAGGUGCAGGGCGCCCUACUGGGGAAGAACUGAGUUCUGUUGAACCUCUAGGAGGUAGAAGUAAACAGAUCCCAGUUCCAAAGAGAUCCGAACUCUCAAAAACGGAAAGAGAAUGCAAGCCAGGCUUGCUGGUCGGCGAAGGGACGGUUAAGGGCUAUGAUACACAAUGGAUCAUUUUGAUCAUUUCGGGGGCAUCGGACAAUUAUGUGCGCCGUACCACCGUGGAAGGUAGUCAGCAGUAUGCUGAAGCGCUUGUAGCGCGUGAAAGUGACACAGUUUGCUUAGCGACGGGUACGCGUGUUACGGUACCCAAAGUCCCGAUGGACUUAAUUGUAAAGCUCUUGGACUUUAACAGCACGGAACGCUGUUUGUUCUUAGACCUGGAUGCGAGGAAUGACCUUAUCUUAGGCAUGGCAUGGCAUACCAUGGACUGA
Molecule: messenger RNA, 786 nt
Organism: Peronospora belbahrii
Lineage: Eukaryota; Oomycota; Peronosporomycetes; Peronosporales; Peronosporaceae
Source: the annotation of a GenBank genome assembly